AUGAGAUUCAAGGUAGACCUUGUUGCUGCAGUGCAGCAGCAGCAGCAGCAGCAGGACCUGCUGCAGCAGCAUCUGCUGCUGCAGCAGCAAGACCUGCAGAAACAGUGGAUAGCCUUCGGGCCCCACACUGCCUCAGCCUCUUCAACAGCAGAAUCUUUUUCUGCUUCUCCCCUUCAUCCAGAUGAAUCCUCUGCUGCUGCUGCAGCAGCAGCAGCAGCAGCAGCAGCAGCAGCAGGAACAGCAUACGUGACCUUGAAGCAGGAACAGCAGCAACAGCAGCUGCUGCCCGUGCAGGAUCUGCAGCAGCGCGAGUUGCUGCUGCAAGAAGGAAGAAGAAUAGCAGAGAGUAUUAUAAUUAAAGCUAAGUCUAUCAGCAGCAACAAAACAGCACCAGAGAUCGAGGCGCUGCUGCUGCAGCACAAUGCUGCAGUGCAGCAGCAGCAGCAAACUGGCUGCUUCUUCGCCACAGCACAAGAUGCUAUGAAGCUGUUUGAUGCUGCAGCAUGUCUCUUUGCUGAAGAAAGCAACCUUCUCGAGCUGGAGCUGCCUGUGCGAGUGUUCGGAAGUAUAGAGGGACAGCUAGGAGAUAUCUGCGAAUUGUUUAAUUGCUUCGGCUGGCCUUCGUCUGCUGCUGCUGCUGCUGCUGCUGCUGCUGCUACUGCUGCUUCUCUUUCUAAUAACGCAUUUCUAUUCAUUGGCAGCCUUAUCAGCAGCAGCAGCAGCAGCAGCAGCAGCAGCAGCAGCAGCAGCAGCAAACUAAACUUCGAGGUGCUGUUGCUGAUCCUCUCGCUCAAAGUCCUCCACUUGAAUGUCUUUUUGCUGCGAGGAGCAGCAGAAGAGCUGCUGCAUGAAUACAGCAGCAGCAGCAGCAGCACAAUAUAUUUAAAACAAGAGUGGGAGGAGAAGUGCGGGUUAAUUGAAGCUGCUGCACUGCGUUUGCAUGCAGGGGAGCAGCAAAAGGAAGCUGAUGCAGCAGCACUGCUGCUGAGAGACUGCCUAUACAGCUGCGCAGAAGAUGAAGACGAAGCAAAUAAUAAAGAUGAAGAUAUACACUGUAAUCCCCUCAGGUUUACUGCAGAUGCGCUAAUUGCAAUGCUGAGGAAUAGCGGCCUUCGUCUCCUUAUCUGCAGCAACAGCAGCAGCAGCAGCAGCAGCAGCAGCAGCAGCAGCAGCAGCAGCAGCAGCAGGGGUGGAGCAGAGUAUUGCUGCAGGGGCAGCUGCUUGCGCCUUCAGUCGAACCGAGAUCAGCAAAAGGUUUCGGGCUGGGGUCUUGAAACAGCAGCACCAAACACAGGGCAGCUGCAGCAGCAGCAGGAGCAGCAGCUGCAUGCAAAUGCAGCAACAGAAGGCUACAGUUAUAUGCUGCUGCAGCAGACGCGCAUGCGAACAGCAGCAGCUGCUGCUGAUCCAGCAGCAGCAGCAGCAGCACUUCCUACCCCGCUGGCACUCACAACUCCAACAACUGCUGCUGCUGCUGCGUCAGUACUGCACGGGGCAACUGCAGCAGCAGCAACAACAACAACAAUAACAGCAGCAGCAGCAGCAGCAGCAGCAGCUCCUGCUCCUGCUGCUGCAGCAGGCUCACUGCAGCAGCUAAUUCAGCAGGCAGAAGAAUGCGUUUCUAAGGAUAUAUCUGCUGAGCGGACCCUCCCUGCUGCUUUGCUGCAGGGGGGCCCCCUACUUGUAUCAAGACGAGCUGAUGAUAUUAGCAGCAGCAGCAGCAGCAACAACAACGCAGCACAAUUGCAGCAACAGCAACGAGCUGUUCUACCUCCAGCAGCAGCAGCAGCAGCAACAGCAGCAGCAGCAACAGCAGCAGCAACAGCAGCAGCAACAGCUGCAGCAGCAGCAAAAACCUACGAGCCUUCAACCCAUGCCCACCACCUGCAGCAGCCGCAGCAGCAGCAGCAGCAGCAGCAGCAGCAGGGCGGUGCAAAUUGUUUAGCAGAUUAUUCUGCUGUCUGUCAACUGGGGGGCCCCCAUGCUGCUGGUCUCUCACAAACUCUUCCUGCGCUGCUAGAAGGAAGCCAGCAGCAGCAGCAGCAGCAGCAGACGCAGACGCAGCAGCAGCAGCAGCAGACGCAAACCCAGAGGUCUUUGCUGGGGAGGCCAAGUUUGUUGGGGGCUCGUCGUUUGUGCGUCGAAGGGGGUCGCGUUGCAGGAAGUUUGCUGCCAGCAGAGCCCCAGCCGCAGCAACCGCUGGGGGGCCCCUCUAAGAGGCCCUAA
Molecule: messenger RNA, 2226 nt
Organism: Eimeria acervulina
Lineage: Eukaryota; Apicomplexa; Conoidasida; Eucoccidiorida; Eimeriidae
Exons: 7
Coding region: 1-2226 (741 amino acids)
Cellular component (GO): nucleoplasm; nucleolus
Molecular function (GO): hydrolase activity
Source: RefSeq, a predicted model, not a curated record